Messenger RNA from Frieseomelitta varia, 1060 nucleotides. RefSeq names its product SUZ domain-containing protein 1. NCBI's taxonomy places the organism in Eukaryota, Metazoa, Arthropoda, Insecta, Hymenoptera, Apidae. Bases 163 to 669 code for a protein of 168 amino acids. The transcript is spliced from 4 exons. The record is from RefSeq and is a predicted model, not a curated record.
UGGCAGAUGUGACAUAACAGGGCUAUUUUAACUUUUCUCUUACCGUAAGAUACCUUCAUGUACCAAUCUUGCACACAUCUGUGUGUUCCUCGAUUCAUACGAGCAUUGUUAACUUUUUCAAGGUGAUUUAUAAUAGUUAAAAAUAAUCGUAGAAAUCGAAAAAUGUCAGCUGUGGAUGACAUUCUUGAAAGUUGGGAAGAAAUUGAAGAAUCAGAGGUGCUUGACAAAAAAUUGGAUGCCCUUCAGUUAAAUGCAGUAGAAGCAUUAGAAGAAAUAGAAUCUUCUAGUUUCAAGUCCAGUCACAAUACGGGUACCAGAAUGAUAAUGUUAGGAGAAGAUGGUAUGAGAUCUCAAUAUGUACCUCCAAAGCCAACAGUAAAAAUAUUAAAAAGACCUACAAGAGAUUCACAAGGUAGUGGCGAUGGACCAUUAGUGAACGGAGAUAAACCAAAACAACCAAUUAAAUCUUUAAAACAGAGGGAACAAGAAUACGCAGAAGCACGAAAAAGAAUAUUAGGCGAAGAAAAAAGUCCGGAAGAAAAAUUAAUGCAAGAAAUAAAUAAAAUUCAGCCAAAAUCAAUAACUCCAAGUAGCAGUGGGGUACCAAACAACGUUAUUCGUAUGCCUACUGGACCAGAUGGAACACGGGGAUUUAAUGUACGCAGGUAGCGCGUCUUCCAAGGCUCAACUCUUUCCACCCAUCUUUUUCCUCUUCUUCCUUCUUCUUAACAUAGGGAAGAGAGGCAGCUAUGAGGCUGAUGGCAGAAAAUCUAAUAUUUCUGCCCAAGUAUGAGCAUAGCGCUCUUACAAUUUUAAAUGGAGGAUACUCCGCGAGAACACAGCAGGACCACUGCUAUAGAUAGACUUUAUAAAAGAUCAAGAAUGUAAAUUGGUGAAACUGUCUUUACAGAAUUGGUACAGUAUAGUCAAUUUUGUUAAUAGGUUUAAAAAAAAUACUUAAUUGAGAUAAUUAAAAUCUACAAAUGUCAUAUUAAAACCUAUUUGUAAUAUGACAUAAAUUAAAUUAUUUUAUUUUCUAUAAUUGUAUAUACUUUUCUUG